AUGAUGAAAACGAGGAAGAUGAAGGCGAUAAGCAUAAAGAACGAUAAAGGCGGAUAUCUUCCUGAGGAAUGGGUUAAAGGAGCUGUCGCGGUUUGGCUUGAUGAAAAAGAAGAAGAAGACAAGGAACAGGAAGAAGAAGAAAAGCAGAAAGAAGAGGAGGAGAAAGAAGAUGACGGGGGAAGAGACGCGUUCGGAAAAGAAAACACAGUACUGUAUCAGUUUAUAGUGAAGAAGCUAGAAGUCAGAGAGAGGUCAACCAUCGAUGGACAUCUCAUCUUUGGAGUGAAAACGAAGAUAACGGGCAUCUACGGUUACCAAUAUGGGGAGAUGUCGAUGUGGAAAGCACAAGCAAUACAGCUGAUUAAAGCUCAGUGCGACCACGUUGGUGAUUACUGGUAUUCUCCAAGCGCCACAAUUGCAGUUCUCCAUUCUGACCCACUACCAUAUAUGCACAGAGGAAAUGACAUUCUUGGCCGCAUUAUCAACUAG
Molecule: messenger RNA, 489 nt
Organism: Strongylus vulgaris
Lineage: Eukaryota; Metazoa; Nematoda; Chromadorea; Rhabditida; Strongylidae
Source: the annotation of a GenBank genome assembly